Molecule: messenger RNA, 774 nt
Organism: Setaria italica (foxtail millet)
Lineage: Eukaryota; Viridiplantae; Streptophyta; Magnoliopsida; Poales; Poaceae
Exons: 3
Coding region: 1-774 (257 amino acids)
Source: RefSeq, a predicted model, not a curated record
AUGGAGCACAGCUGCCUAGUAGUCGGCAAGAAGCGGCGGCGGUGGGGAGCAGGAGGAGCCGGGGAAAUGGUGCGGCGAGCGGAGAUCGGAGAGGAGGAAGAGGCAGCGGCGGCGGCGGUGCCCGCCAUUCGAGGGGAGUGGCGCUUUCUUGGGCCGUCACUGCAUGUCGGCCAUCCAUUGACGUGCAGAGAGAACAGCUAUGGACAUUUGGUGGUCAAUACACCAAUGCUGCCUACCAAGUUCCUCUACCUCAAGCACCUAUCCAUUGAUAUGGGAUCAGGAUUGAGCUUUUCCCCGGCCUAUGAUUAUUUCUCUCUGGUUUCUUUCCUUGACGCGUCUCCUUCCUUGGAAACUUUGACCUUGAAUGUAAGGCGAAUGCUGAUAUCUCAGCAUAGUAUGGACCAUGAAUCGGUUUUUGGAGAUUCGUCACAUUUCAGGCAGAUGCCUCGACACUGUCACUCCUGCCUCAAGAGUGUGAAGAUCUCGGGGUUCAGCUCUGCCAAUAGCUUGGUUGAGCUAACAUGUUAUAUUCUCAAUAAUGCGGUGUCACUCGAAUGUCUUACAUUAAAUACUGUAUAUGGUUUUAGGUGUUCUGAUGAAGGUUGUAAAGGAUGCCACCCCAUUAGCAACGGUGUUCUCAAGGAAGCUCCCAGAGCGGCCAUGGCCAUCAGAACAUGCAUCGAGGAUAAGGUUCCCUCUGCAGUUAAGUUGACUGUUCUAGGGCCCUGCAGAGAGUGCCAUGGUAGGACAGAUGGUCGCCAUAAUAAGAUGUAA